Messenger RNA from Theileria equi strain WA, 516 nucleotides. RefSeq lists its product as hypothetical. The record is from RefSeq and is a predicted model, not a curated record. Lineage: Eukaryota; Apicomplexa; Aconoidasida; Piroplasmida; Theileriidae. The transcript has 3 exons. Bases 1 to 516 code for a protein of 171 amino acids.
AUGGAUGUUCACAAGGUGGACGAGGCUGAUGAAAAUUGUGAAGUCUCUGCAAUUGUUCAGAAGCUAAACGAGAUUGUGGCAUCGAUAGAAGAGAAUUCCUCGGUCCCCAAAGAUGCCCAGGAGCCUCAAGAACCAGUCGAGGCAACAAAGGAGCUGCUCCUCAAAACUCUUGCCAGCGCUCCCGCUGGAGACGACGCCAAAGUGAAUGAGAUCAAGGCUCAAAUUGAGAGUUUUCAGGAUGAGAAAAUCAACAAGUUGCAGUUACAUGUUAACUCAGCGAUUAAAAAGUAUGAAGAUAUCCUAAACACGCUGGCGCUCUACAACAGUCGCCUGGUCAAGGCUUCCAACUUGAUUUCCGAGCAGGUCUUCAAGAGGACAACACCCAAGGACUACAUUAAACUCAUACAGGUGUGUAGCACGUUUAUACCCCUUGCAAGGGGACACAUGAUGUCUAAAGCACGAGUUUAUGCUCUUGUAGGAAAUGCCUCUGGAGAACACAACAGGCUCAGUUUAUAA